Molecule: messenger RNA, 3136 nt
Organism: Clupea harengus (Atlantic herring)
Lineage: Eukaryota; Metazoa; Chordata; Actinopteri; Clupeiformes; Clupeidae
Gene: sdr42e2
Product: short chain dehydrogenase/reductase family 42E, member 2
Exons: 12
Coding region: 1-1443 (480 amino acids)
Biological process (GO): steroid biosynthetic process
Molecular function (GO): oxidoreductase activity, acting on the CH-OH group of donors, NAD or NADP as acceptor
Source: RefSeq, a predicted model, not a curated record
AUGUACUGUCGAGAGCAGCAGAGGACUGAAGCAGAGCCGGGGACCAUGAAACAGAAUGGUGCCUCCUGCGCGGUGGAGCCUGCCCCAUGCCCAUGUCUCCUGGAUGGCGACAGCUGCAUCAGCAGGUCCCAGACCAGCGCCCAUGACUCAACUUGGGCAACAAACGGCUCCGGUGUGGCUGCAUCAGCUGGUCCCCGAAACAGACCCAGUGGGGCAGUGGGCUCCUGGUGCAGCAGCCCAGAGUGUGUAGCCAGCCAACCAGAGGCUGCGGAGAAGGAGAGACAGGGAGCAGGGAAGGUCCUGGUGACCGGCGGGGCUGGGUACUUUGGGUUCAGACUGGGACGGACCCUGGCCAGCCAGGGGGUGAGGGUGGUUCUGCUCGACCUGCACAAACCGCUGUGGGAUGUUCCAGAUGGGGCUGUCUUCUACCAGAGUGACAUUCGAGAUUACGAGUCCCUGUACAAGGUGUGUGAGGGGGUUGACUGCAUAUUUCAUACAGCGGCUUAUGGAAUGUCGGGUCCUGAGCAGCUGAAGAGAGAACUGGUCGAAUCUAUCAACGUUGGGGGAACCAACAACGUUAUUAAUGUGUGUUCUGAGCGUGGGAUAACACGACUGGUCUACACGAGUACCGUGAACGUGGCCUUCGCAGGGAAACCCAUAGAGGAUGGGGAUGAGGACUCAGUUGCCCUCCUUCCACUGGAAAUGCACAUAGACCACUACUCUAGGACCAAAGCCAUAGCUGACCGGAUGGUGCUGGCAGCCAAUGGAAGGACACUGAAAGGGGGUGGCGUGCUGCUGACCUGCACACUGCGUCCUUCAGGGAUCUACGGCCCAGAGGAGAGGCGCCACCUCCACCGGGUGAUGGUCAACGUGGAGAGGCGUCUCUUCAGCUUCAGCUUUGGGAACCCUCGGGCCCUGAUGAACUGGGUGCACGUGGACAACCUGGUGACGGCCCACCUGCUGGCCGCCGAGGCACUGACGCCAGAGAGACGCUGCGUAGCGAGUGGACAGGCCUACUUCAUUAAUGACGGAGUGUCAGUGAACAUAUUUGAGUGGUUUAGGCCUUUGUUUGAAAAGCUGGGAUACAGCCGGCCUUUGAUCCACCUCCCCGUCUGUCUGGUCUACACAGCAGCUGUGCUGAUGGAACGUGUGCAUCUGCUUCUGAGACCAUUCGUGGAGAUCCCACUGCUCUUCACCCGGAAUGAGGUGAGAAACAUUGCCAUCAGUCAUACCUUCAAGAUUGACAAGGCCCGCCGGGAGCUGGGCUUCUCUCCCAAGAAGUACAGCCUCUCGGAGGCGGUGGACCACUACCUGAAGAACCAGCAACUGCACUCCAGCCAGACUGGGCCCCUAUCCUCUCAGUUCUUCUUCCUGAUGGUGCUGCUCUUCAUGGGCCUGCUCACCCUGCUGCUCUGCUCCAGCGGAUGGGACCAGAAGCACUGAACCAAAAGCCCUGACUCAACCACCCGAGAGACUCUGAGACACACACUGUACCUGGUAAUACACAUAAUCAACGCUAUACUAUUAUCAUGAAACAGCAGCACACAUGGACAAGACUACAUAGCAUUGCACAUUAAGCAGGGGUGUGGGACAAAAGAUGUGUGUUUGCUGCAGGGGUUAUUUAAUUAUUAUUUAUUCAGUAGAUGUAAAGGAAACACUAAGUACUUAUCUGUUCUGGUCAGGAAAGAUUAUUUAAGACCAAUGUUGCAAUACUAGAUUGUUGAAUUAGGUCAUCAAAAGUAUCUACACAAACAUUUUCUGAUAGAAUCAUAUUUGUUUUUGAACAGGAUUUCAAAUAGCUUUAAAUUAAAAAUUUCAUAAGGGCUCGUUGGCAGGUGAUGGCAAUAUCAUGUCUUGGCAUGUCAGCGCCGUCACUCUUGCUGUGGCCUUUAGUCUGAUGUUUUUUUUUUUUUGAAGACACACCACUAUUCUCAUCAUCUCAAAUCGACUUCACACACAUUUCUCCAUACAGUGGCAGGUGGUCGCUUCCUCCAAAAUAUCCAUUGCUUCCAGAGGAAUACCCACAGUGCCAUAUAAAGAGACCCCAAACAAUCUCUUAUUGGGGAGGCUGUUACUCUGCCCAAUUGGCAUUAAUAUUAUUGGCCUUAGAGUUAUGUGUGGCCAGACGGGGCCCCAGACAUAGUAAAGCAGAGACAGACGAAUGUCCUUCUAGGUCUCUUUUUCUGCCUUAUUAAGUCUGAGAGAUGAGCCCACAUCCCUUGGCACAUUUGAGUCUUCCAGAGAGAGAGAGAGAGAGAGAGAGAGGUCACUCUUAUGGAUAGAUAUGCUUUGCUGUACAUGAUUGAAAUACUUAGAUGUGAGAGUUUGAGUGAGUUAGUUAGUGUUAGUUGAACCAGGCGUUCGGGUGGUCAUAGAGAAAUUAGUACAAAAGCAACAGUGUAGUGUGUGUAUAUACAGCUCCUGCAAAAAUUAAGAGACCACUUCAAAAUUUGACCUUGUUCUUAUGAACCGCCGUCUUUUAAAUUUUAAGGGUGGAAACCUGACACUCAGUGUAUCCCUCUGCCAGUAAAACCAGAAUUGAACCCUUCUUUUCCUCACUCAAAACGUUUUGGCAUGGUCAAUAGACACUUUAUAUAUUCCAUUAUAUAUAUAUUAAUAUUCCAAUUACUUUUGAGGUACUACUAGCACUGUUUCUGCCAUCCAGCUUGUCCUAUUGCAAGAGGAUAGUGAUGACCACAGCACUGGUCUUUAUACUUUUCUUCAUUAAAUAAGAUUUUGUUCUGGUGAUCACUUAAUCAGUACCUCAGUAGAAUCAGGUGUGCCUGUAUUGGAAUUCAACAGAAACUGGAAUGGAAUGGCUGCCAUACACUUAGAAAUGCUGAUUUAAGAAAAAUUUGGAGUGGUCUCCAGAGCUGUAUAUAUAUAUAUAUAUAGUCUCUCAGUCUUGUAAGCACAUUACUGCUGUGAAUGUAGACACUAUUAGAGUCUUCCUGGUAAUGGACCCAAAGGAUUGUCCGCCAAUACAUAAGCCCUAUACAAACAGAAGUGGUUAAAGGAGCUUAAAGGGCACAAAUAGGCAGUUUUGUGUCAUUGGCAAGUAACGAACCAGAAUUUUGAACUAGAGCACAGAAUAGUAGCUUGUUCGUUAACAACACAUGCACCAAAAACAGUAAUC